AUGGCGUCUUCUACUCUCUCUACAAUUACUUUGCGCUCCUUCUCUUAUCCUUCCUACGCCGCCACCACUCAAGGUGCAUCUCCCGCAGUCUUUUUCCCCAAACAAACCCUAGAAUUCCCCCUCCGAACCCCCAAACUCUCCCACCGAUCAACAUUUAUCCGCCCUGUUGCCGCCGUGGCCGAGGGGAAGGUUGUAGAGCUAGGAGAUGAAAUUUCGAACCUAACCCUUGCAGAUGCACAGAAGCUAGUUGAGUACCUCCAAGACAAGCUUGGAGUCACCGCCGCUUCCUUUGCUCCUGCUGCGGUUGUUGCCGCACCUGGCGCUGGAGCUGAAGCACCUGCUGCCGUGGAGGAGAAGACGGAGUUCGAUGUUGUGAUUGAUGAGGUUCCUAGUAACGCGAGGAUUGCGACGAUUAAAGCCGUUAGAGCUUUGACGAGUCUGGCGCUUAAGGAGGCCAAAGAACUUAUUGAAGGACUUCCGAAGAAAUUCAAGGAAGGAAUAUCGAAAGAUGAAGCAGAAGAGGCUAAGAAACAACUUGAAGAAGCUGGCGCAAAAAUUUCGAUUGUUUAG
This is a messenger RNA of Lactuca saligna, 570 nucleotides long. NCBI's taxonomy places the organism in Eukaryota, Viridiplantae, Streptophyta, Magnoliopsida, Asterales, Asteraceae. The record is from the annotation of a GenBank genome assembly.